Molecule: messenger RNA, 267 nt
Organism: Penicillium robsamsonii
Lineage: Eukaryota; Fungi; Ascomycota; Eurotiomycetes; Eurotiales; Aspergillaceae
Exons: 1
Coding region: 1-267 (88 amino acids)
Source: RefSeq, a predicted model, not a curated record
AUGGCAUGGUAUACAAAUAAAUACAUGCACAGUGCUGAAGCCGAGGCAAGGCUCCUAGGGUUCAAUUAUGCCGUGGCUCCAAAUGAAUGGGAAGCCAAUAUGUUGGCGACAAAUGACAUCUUUGCUUGGAUUCUACGGAUGUGGAACAACAACCGUGGUGACGGAUUAUGGUAUAAACCACCCAUUGAUUUCGAGGAGAUGCUUUGGAAGGUCCAGAUAAAGUCAUGGGAUACUUUUGCUCACGCUUACUUUUAUGCGGCAUCCUAG